AUGUGGCUUGUGUUAGGGGGGGUCCUCCUGGCCCUGGGGGCCGUGGUGCUGUGUGUGAAGCAGUGCUGCAGUCGCCCCACAAUCUUCUCCCUGGAGUCCCUGCGGCCCCCCGGGCCCCUGGUCACCGACCGCACGCAGCGCGACACGGUGCUGAAGCAAGGUUUCCAGGCGGGUCGUGUGCCGGAGGGACUGGACGCUGUCGUUAUCGGGAGCGGGAUUGGCGGGCUGACGGCGGCGGCGGUUCUGGCCAAGGCGGGGAAGCGGGUUCUGGUUCUGGAGCAGCACGACCAGGCCGGGGGCUGCUGUCACACCUUCGAGAACGAGGGCUUUGAGUUUGACGUGGGGAUCCACUACCUGGGGCAGCUACAUGAGCACAGCCUGCUGCGGGUGGCGCUGGACCAGCUGAGUGAGGGGCAGCUGAGCUUCGCCCCCCUGGAGCAGCACUACGACACGCUGGUGCUCGGCCUGGGCCACGCCCGCCGCCAGUACCACCUCCACUCCGGCAAGACCAAGAUGGCCGCCAGCCUGAGGAGCCAGUUCCCCAACGACACGCAGGCCGUCGACCAGUUCCUGAAGCUCAUGAAGGUAGCUUCUAGCCACGUGCCCCUCCUGGCUGUGCUGAAGAUGCUGCCUGUGACGUUGGUCCGCUUCCUGAUCUGGGCGGGAGUCCUGGGCUGGGUCUCCCCCAUCUUCCACCUGGCCUCCACCAGCCACACCCACAUGAUGGCCUCCCUCACUCAGAACCAGGACCUGCGUGCGCUGUCUGCCUACCUGUUCUACGGCGUGCCCCCUAAAGACUCCAGUUUCCUCAUGAAUGCUCUGCUGCUGCACCACUACAAGCGUGGGGCCUACUACCCCCGCGGGGGUGCCAGCGAGAUCGCCUUCAACAUCAUCCCCGUCAUCCAGAAGGCAGGGGGCGCUGUGCUGGUGAGGGCGCCAGUGCAGCGCAUCCUGGUGAACCAGGAGGGUGUGGCAUACGGCGUGACGGUGAGAAAGGGGCAGGAGGAGAUCGAGGUGCGGGCCCCAGUGGUCAUCUCCAACGCCGGCAUGUUCAACACCUUCCAGAAGUUCCUGCCCGCGGAUAUCCAGGCCAAACCAGAGAUCCAGUCCCAGCUGAGCUUGGUUCAGCACGGGAUGGGCUCCUUCCUGGUGUUCGUGGGUCUGGAUGGGACGACGGAGGAGCUGGGCAUCGUCUCCACCAACUUCUGGAUGUACAAACACAACGAUCUGGACCUGCUGAUGGAGGAGUACGCCUCUCUGAGCCGGGAGGAAGUGGCCCGGAACAUUCCGAUGAUGUUCAUCACGUUCCCCUCCGCGAAGGACCCUACUGCGGGGGCCCGGCACCCCGGGAAGUCCUGUAUGACCCUGCUCACCAUGGCUCGGUACGAGUGGUUCCAGGAGUGGACGGACACCAGGAUGCAUCGGAGGGGGCCGGAGUAUGAGGAGCUGAAGAUGAGCAUCGCCCGGGCCCUGCUGGACUGGGCCCUGACCCUGUUCCCCCAGCUCAGAGACAAGGUUGUGUUCAUGGAUGCUGCCACUCCUCUCACGAACAUGCACUACCUGGGUGCUCCUCGUGGGGAGAUGUACGGGGCGGAACACAAUCUGGACCGCUUCGCCCCGGAGACUGUGGCCCGAAUCCGGGCCCAAACGCCAAUCAAGAACCUCUACCUCACAGGGCAGGACGUGUUCUGUAACGGGGUGGCGGGGGCGGUGCACGGGGGGCUGCUGUGUGCUUCUGCCGUCCUGCAGCAGAACCUCUACAUCGACCUGCUGGCCCUGAAGAGGAGGCUGAAGAGGACAAAGGCCCAGAAGCAAGCCUGA
Conger conger (European conger) is the source of this 1821-nucleotide messenger RNA. Its product is annotated as all-trans-retinol 13,14-reductase-like. NCBI's taxonomy places the organism in Eukaryota, Metazoa, Chordata, Actinopteri, Anguilliformes, Congridae. Bases 1 to 1821 code for a protein of 606 amino acids. The record is from RefSeq and is a predicted model, not a curated record. The transcript has 11 exons. Gene Ontology annotation, molecular function: oxidoreductase activity.